AUGGAUAACACAGAUUUAAAAAUUUUAAUUGAUGAUUUAGUACUUAAUCAAAAUUUUCUUGAUUAUUAUGGUUUAAAAGCAUAUCUCCAAAAAUAUGAUAACAAUAUAACAGGUGAUGAUAUGGAAUAUUAUUAUCCAUAUUAUAAAAAUGAAAUUUUGAAAUAUCAUAAUAAAAUAAUUUCUGAAAUUAAAGACAAAAUUAAAAAUAAUGAAUAUACAAAGGGAAAAACUAAAUCACAACUUAAACAGUUGAAAGAUUUCAAAAAUAAAGUAUUAACAGAAGAAGAUAUUGAUGAAUUAUAUAAUUUAUAUAAUCCUGAGCCGCAAAAACCAAAGCCAAAGGAACAAAAACAAAAGGUGCAAAACGCCCAGGUCCUUCAGACCAUAAAUGAUGCACAAGCUUUAAUUUAUGAUUCAUUAGUUAAACCAUAUUCAGCCCGACUUUUAAAUGAAGAUCAACUUUUGGAAUUCAUCCUUCAACAUAAACUCGAAGCGGGAAAGUAUAUCAAACCUUUAUAUAUAGCAUAUUUAAAACAAAUGAAUAGAAUACAUCCAGAAUUAAUGAAAGGAGGAAUGAAAUCCAAAAUCAAAGCAGAUAAAAUUAAACCACUUGCAACACCAAAACCUCCAACGACAGUACCGCCUCCUCCUUCAGUUAAUCCUUCAUCAUUCACUUUAUUAUAUCCAUUUCAAACAUUAAAGAAGCAAAAAGAUUUUAAAAAGGAUUUCAAGAUAUUAAAUAAACCAAUUGACCCGAAAAUUCAACCGUUAAAGGAAAAAUUUAGUCGCCCUUCAUUUGCUCCAUAUCCAUAUUCAUACGAAAUCGAUCAUCUGGAAUAUUCAAAAGGAAAA
Trichomonas vaginalis G3 is the source of this 852-nucleotide messenger RNA. RefSeq lists its product as uncharacterized. The record is from RefSeq and is a predicted model, not a curated record. NCBI's taxonomy places the organism in Eukaryota, Parabasalia, Trichomonadida, Trichomonadidae. The annotation marks the transcript as partial. The transcript has a single exon.